GUGAGUUUGUGGGAUCCAUUCUUUCCUUUUGAACGAAGCGAAUACUAACUGAAUAUCCAACUCUCAGUCGACUGAAAAUGUCUAAACUACAGUUGUUGCAUGUGUUUUUAAAUGAGCGUUUAACGGCGGCUGCUGUGGAGAUUUUCGGAGCAGUUGAGAAAACGGUAGUGGAGUACCAGGAGGAGAAUUAUCGUCUACGGAGACUACUGCGGAUAACACCGGACAUAAAACAAUACUCCUUGCAGCUCUCUCUUGCUGUCUCUGAAGAGAAUGUUCCCCUUGAGCAGCAGCACUUUGAUCAGGAGUGGAGCCCCAGUCUGGGGCAGGAGGACCCAGAGCCCACACAGACUAAACAGGAACAUGAGGAACUCAGGACCAGUCAGGAGGAAGAGCAGCUUCAAGGGCAGGAGGCUGAUAUCAUAGAGUUCAAAUUCCCUCAUAUUUGUGUGAAAAGUGAAUGUGAUCAGGAGAACCCACUUCAUUCCUUGUCUCUUCCCCAAACCCAGACUGUGGAGAACAGAGAGAGUGCCUCUAAACCAGUGGAUCUCACACCUUUUGUCACUGUUACCCACCUAAAGGGUCUUGACAUUCCCUAUGACCCUCCAGAUAAUCAAAACAAUGCCUCCAGCCACAGGUCAGCUGUAAGCAGCGACCCAGUAGGACUUGACAGCAGCCCACCAUUGGAUCCCAACCCAUCAAUGGGGGAACACUGUUCCAAACCCAGCACCACGUCUAGAAAAACUCACCGCUGCUGUGACUGUGGAGAAACGUUUGCUCUGAAAGCUGACCUGCAGGGGCACGUGACUCUCGCCAAGAAGAGACCCAGCGAAUGCCGCCUCUGCAAAAAACGCUACAACUCCACCUGUAAAUUAAAGGCCCAUGUCAGACUCUGUCACAUGGAGAAACCCUGCACCUGCCCCUUUUGUGGAAAGACCUUCAAACUCAAAGGAGAUCUGUCCAGACAUAUGAGGAUUCACACAGGAGUGAAACCAUUUAGCUGUGGAGACUGUGGAAAGAGUUUCAAUCAGAAGGGGCACCUAACUGAACAUAUAAGGACUCACACAGGAGAGAAACCAUUUAGCUGUGGUGUCUGUGGGAAAAGCUUCAUUCAGAAGGGGGACCUAAGGAGGCAUAUACUGACUCACACCGGAGAGAAACCAUUUAGCUGUGGUGACUGUGGGAAAAGCUUCAAUCGGAAGGGGAACCUGAAUUUGCACAUACUGACUCACACAGGAGCGAACGUCCACAAAUAAAGAAACAAAUAAAGAAAACAGGAUGGAAACACAAAGAAGAAACAAAUUAGGACAAAGACAUCUUGUCAGAAGAUGGACAACACUCUUUGGAAAAGCAAAGCAACUCUGGAACAUUCAUUCUCUGGGUUUCAGAUAAAUAGAUGUCAUGAAUUGACUUUUGUAAAACGUUCUAUGUAAAUAAAGUUUGAUUUGAUCUAACAGUA
Messenger RNA from Coregonus clupeaformis (lake whitefish), 1456 nucleotides. RefSeq names its product zinc finger protein 813-like. The coding region runs from base 78 to 1253 and encodes 391 amino acids. Gene Ontology annotation, molecular function: DNA-binding transcription factor activity; RNA polymerase II cis-regulatory region sequence-specific DNA binding. Gene Ontology annotation, biological process: regulation of transcription by RNA polymerase II. Lineage: Eukaryota; Metazoa; Chordata; Actinopteri; Salmoniformes; Salmonidae. The record is from RefSeq and is a predicted model, not a curated record. The transcript is spliced from 2 exons.